UGGCAGCAACGCGUCUGGACCACUCGCGUGGAAGCACAAGAUAUCCUUUCCAGGGCGCAGCACCACUGCAUCUGAGCGCUCAAAACAUAUUCUCAGGAUACUCAGGAUCAGGAUAUUGCAGGCAGGCACAUAGGUGUGACAAUUCGGAGCGAUUGCAAAGGGCCUUGUGCGUAAUUGCCUGCUAACGAUUGCGCUUGAGAGAUGGCGCAGGCACUGAGGAGCGCGAGCAUUGCCGCGUCGUCCUUCGUCGGCUCCGUUGAAUGCUUCGGAGUGAAGAAUGGCGCCCGCGUCGUAGCCAGGUCCUCCCUCGGCGGCAAGGCCAAGCAGGUUGCCAAGCAGGCUUCCAAGACCUUGAAGAAGUCCUCCGGUGCCGGUGCCGAUAGGCCGCUGUGGUUCCCCGGCGCCCGGGCGCCCGAGUGGCUCGACGGGUCCCUCCCCGGAGACUAUGGUUUCGACCCCCUGAGCUUGGGCAAGAGCCCCGAGUACUUGCAGAUCGAGCUCGACUCGCUGAACCAGAACUUGGCGAAGAACGAGGCCGGUGACGUGAUUGGAACCCGCAUCUCGAAGAAGGAGGAGAUCGCCCCCACCCCAUUCCAGCCCUACAGUGAGGUGUUCGGUCUGCAGAGGUUCAGGGAAUGCGAGUUGAUCCACGGGCGAUGGGCUAUGUUGGCCAUCUUGGGAGCUCUGUCGGUGGAGGCCUUCACCGGUGUGACAUGGCAGGACGCCGGAAAGGUUGAACUGGUAGAUGGAGCGUCGUACUUCGGACUUCCACUGCCAUUCAGCAUCACCAGCUUGGUGUACAUCGAGGCGUUUUUGGUGGGAUUCAUCGAGUUCCAGAGGAAUGCCGAGCUCGACCCAGAGAAGAGGCUGUACCCCGGCGGGAAGUUCUUCGACCCAUUGAACUUCGCCGACACCGAGGAGAAGAAGGAGACACUGAAAUUAGCCGAAAUCAAGCACGCCAGGUUGGCGAUGGUGGCCGCUUUGGGAUUCGCCGCUCAGGCCGCGGCGACGGGCAAGGGACCUCUGGACAACUGGGCGACGCAUUUGGCAGACCCCCUGCACACCACCAUCUUCGACACAUUCUCGAAGUGAUAGAGUAAGACAGUGUGUUUGUAGCCGAGAGUCGAGAGUCGAGAGCGAUCUAAAUGUAAGGAGGCAAUGUAAUUUAAAACCCAAUUUCUCACUAACCCUUAUUCAACCUUC
Messenger RNA from Physcomitrium patens, 1203 nucleotides. RefSeq names its product chlorophyll a-b binding protein CP29.1, chloroplastic. Gene Ontology annotation, cellular component: membrane. NCBI's taxonomy places the organism in Eukaryota, Viridiplantae, Streptophyta, Bryopsida, Funariales, Funariaceae. Gene Ontology annotation, biological process: photosynthesis, light harvesting. The record is from RefSeq and is a predicted model, not a curated record.